AUGGUGGCGACAACAGACUGCGCGGAAAAGUCCAAAUCCAUCACUGGAAACAAGGUAUCCAAACCACUGAUGGAAAAGAAACGAAGAGCUCGCAUCAACAAGUGUUUGGACCAGUUAAAACUGCUUCUGGAGAGCUUCUACAGCAGCAAUAUUCGAAAACGCAAACUGGAGAAGGCCGACAUCCUGGAGCUCACUGUGAAACAUCUGAGGAACCUCCAAAGGAUUCAGAGCUGCUCUGUCGGUGCCUCCGAGUUUUCUGAUCACCAAACCGGCUUCCGAAGUUGUCUGGCAAACGUCGACCAGUACUUGAUCAUGGCGGACACCUUGAACGGAGGCGACCGCUGGAUGGUUUCGCAGCUCUCCGGUAAACUCAGCCGCUCUCUGCAGGGACGAGGGCAGGUCUCCAGCACCAUGGACAGCGGCCUGGUGCGCGCUGAGGCCCGGGAGGAGGAUGAGGAGGAGGAGGAGGAGGAGGAGGCGCGGAGGCUCCUUCCACCUGCGGCCGGACCCGAGGAGGGAAACACGGCCAGACCCAAAGUACAGAGACUCAACAGCGCAGGCACGUCUCGUUUCCCACCGAGCGAGGAGGCACGACAGUCCCGUGGAGCCAAACAGGCUGUCGGUGUUGAAAACAGUCCCAGUCACAAGAAGCGCCUCUCGGUCAGCCACAGGAAUGAAGCAGCGCACAGUCAACACAGUGUCUGGAGGCCUUGGUAG
Hippoglossus stenolepis (Pacific halibut) is the source of this 717-nucleotide messenger RNA. It is a transcript of the gene hes3, whose product is annotated as hairy-related 3. Gene Ontology annotation, molecular function: protein dimerization activity; DNA-binding transcription factor activity, RNA polymerase II-specific; RNA polymerase II cis-regulatory region sequence-specific DNA binding. Gene Ontology annotation, cellular component: nucleus. Bases 1 to 717 code for a protein of 238 amino acids. NCBI's taxonomy places the organism in Eukaryota, Metazoa, Chordata, Actinopteri, Pleuronectiformes, Pleuronectidae. The transcript is spliced from 4 exons. Gene Ontology annotation, biological process: anterior/posterior pattern specification; regulation of neurogenesis; regulation of transcription by RNA polymerase II. The record is from RefSeq and is a predicted model, not a curated record.